CACCACUAACAACAACAACAAUGAUAACAACCACUGACAUUAGCUACAUGAGCGAUGAUGAGGAUGAUAACCAACUAACCUAUCGUAUAGCAGCAAACAUUAGCAAUACUAUACUGUUGGCGGCUACCGGUGCUGCCGGGUCUCACAUGUCAAGCACCGACACCGACACCGACGACCAAACAAUCCUAACUAUCAAUAUCUCAUCCCCGGUCGGUGGCGGUAACCAAACAUCUUCAAUACAAACCGAAGGUGUAUCGGCACCGUUGGUCAUCAUAUGCUACUCCCUGAUCAUUAUGGUCUCCCUGUGCGGUAAUCUACUGGUUUGUAAGGUUGCUUUCGGCCAGAAAGAUAUGCGUACGACAACCAACAUGUUGAUAGCAUCCCUGGCCUGUUCGGACAUUGUUAUGACCGGGUUUAACAUACCGUUUAAUGUGGCCCGACUGCUACUGUUGGACUGGCCAUUCGGUCAGGUACUAUGUAUUGCCGUACCGUUUGUACAGGUAUCGUGUGUAUAUGUAUCUACGAUAACGAUGACCGUAAUAGCCGUCCAUCGAUUGGUUACGGUAACCCAGAAACGGACAACCCAUACGUUUGCACCCGGAAAAAUUGCCGCCACUGUCGGCUGCGUAUGGCUACUGGCCGGUACCCUAUCCCUACCRCAUGCGGGUUUCAAUCGACUGACCAAUGUGUUGGUCGACGGGGAAAGUAAGGUCCGCUGUCGACCAAACUAUCAGAUGUUUGGCGGAUCGGUUAGCCUCAGGUCAUUGAUGUUGUUCCUGUCGCUGGAGAUAGUGAUUACACAAUAUCUGUUACCAUUGUCCAUAACAAUGGUUAUGUAUGUUAAGAUUGGUUGGAUAAUAUCUAAACAAGGUAAACUGAUUGGGAAGUUAAGCGAUGAACGAAAACGUAGACAAUCGGAGGCCAAAAGGAGGCGUAUAUUUAUGUUAGCCAUAGCUGUGGCCACGUUUGCCGUUUGCUGGUAA
Oppia nitens is the source of this 983-nucleotide messenger RNA. RefSeq names its product G-protein coupled receptor 83-like. Gene Ontology annotation, biological process: G protein-coupled receptor signaling pathway. Gene Ontology annotation, cellular component: membrane. The transcript is spliced from 2 exons. NCBI's taxonomy places the organism in Eukaryota, Metazoa, Arthropoda, Arachnida, Sarcoptiformes, Oppiidae. The coding region runs from base 21 to 983 and encodes 320 amino acids. Gene Ontology annotation, molecular function: neuropeptide Y receptor activity. The record is from RefSeq and is a predicted model, not a curated record.